Falco peregrinus (peregrine falcon) is the source of this 1677-nucleotide messenger RNA. Its product is annotated as myosin regulatory light chain 2A, cardiac muscle isoform-like. Gene Ontology annotation, biological process: muscle cell fate specification; cardiac muscle contraction; heart development. The transcript is spliced from 5 exons. Gene Ontology annotation, cellular component: myofibril; cytoplasm. Gene Ontology annotation, molecular function: calcium ion binding. The record is from RefSeq and is a predicted model, not a curated record. Bases 1084 to 1476 code for a protein of 130 amino acids. Lineage: Eukaryota; Metazoa; Chordata; Aves; Falconiformes; Falconidae.
CUCCCCCGACCCUUCCCCUCUCCCUGCCCCGCCGGGGACCAGGCAGCGCCCGCACCGCGCCCGCUACAAUGGCGCCACCUGGCGGCGGCCGCCGCGCUGCAGCGCGUCCCAGCGGGCCGGGGCGGGGGCGCACGGGGGGCACUGCGGGGGCUGGGGCGGCACCCGAGCGGGACACUAAGGGACAGGGGGGCGCAGGGGGGCACAGGAGCGCAGGCUGAGCCGCCUCGGGGGGCACAGCGCCCCUCCGCCUCCCCUCGGUGCCCACCGCAGCUCCUGCAGCGCGUGCACUGAGCUGUGCCUGGCCUCAGCCCUCGGUGCCCCCGGGUGCCUGGGUCCCCCCACCGGCCACGCUUCUGCCGCGGCUACUUAUUUUCAGGCACAUGCCCCCUACAAUUAGCACAUGCGCUUUAAUUAAUUUGCCUUUUUGACUGCUUUGCCCAAAUUAUCUCGACUACGGUGCGGCUGGGCGUGCGCAUGGCAGAUAACGCUGCUAUUUCUGGCUCAGGAGGCCAGCACAGCUGCAUCCUCCUGGGGCCACAUCCCGCGCCCAGCACGGGGCACAUCCCUGGGACAGGCCACAGCCCAGGGAUGGGGGUAUUCUCCAUCCUCGUCCCCGUGACCUGCCUUUUCCCCGGCCCAGCCGGCCCCUGGUUUUGUGGGUGGCAGCUCUUCCCCAGACCCCUGAGCUGGGCAGAUCCUCCUGGUUAUUGCCGCAGUCCGAGUGAAAAUGGAGCUCAAUCAGGCAAAGAUGCUAAAUUAGGUCUGUUUGGAACAAGCUGUUAAACAUGCAAACCUUCUGAACACGAAGGAGAGAUGGAUAAAACCCUCCCAGAGCUCCCGAAGAUGCUGCCAGCAGAAGGGGGAUGCAGGGAGGGAGUGCAAGGAAAGGGAAGGAUGCCCCCAAGCCCCCCUGCAAUGGCAGCCUGAGGUGCAGGGACGUGGCUGAGGGCACAGAAGCCGUCUGUGGCAGAGGAGAUGGCCUCCGGCCACCAGCCAGCACUGGGACACAUGGGCCAACCCCACAAGCCCCCUUGGCGUGAACUCCAGGGACAGGGUGGCCACCGGCACCAGCUUUAAAACAUCAUGGAUCAGAACCGGGAUGGCUUCGUCAACAAGGCAGAUCUGAGAGACACGUUUGCUGCACUCGGACGCCUGAAUGUGAAAAACGAGGAGAUCGAUGAGAUGAUCAAGGAGGCACCCGGCCCCAUCAACUUCACUGUGUUCCUCACCAUGUUUGGAGAGAAACUGAAAGGUGCUGACCCGGAGGAGACAAUCCUGAAUGCAUUCAAGGUGUUCGAUCCAGAGGGGAAAGGCCUGAAAUCUGCCUACAUCAAAGAAAUGCUGAUGACGCAGGGCGAGAGGUUUUCCCAGGAAGAGGUCGAUCAGAUGUUCGCAGCCUUCCCUCCGGACAUUUCUGGCAACCUGGACUACAAAAACCUUGUCCACAUCAUUACGCACGGUGAAGAGAAGGACUAGCCCACGCUCGGCGCUGGGGCUGGCAGGAUCACCUCUGUCUGGGGUGCACGGGGGGCGGGGGGUCCCUUUACCUCUCCCCUUGGGGAACGCGUCAAUGGCAUCCACAUUAAACUGCCCUUGGCAAGAGGAAACCCAGCCGCUGGUGUGAGCGGUGCUUGGGCUGGCGUGGUGUGUCUGCGCAGUGCGGCUGUGCCCGGCGGG